This is a messenger RNA of Xiphias gladius (swordfish), 5505 nucleotides long. RefSeq names its product chromosome 5 C8orf34 homolog (gene c5h8orf34). NCBI's taxonomy places the organism in Eukaryota, Metazoa, Chordata, Actinopteri, Istiophoriformes, Xiphiidae. The transcript is spliced from 15 exons. The coding region runs from base 455 to 2308 and encodes 617 amino acids. The record is from RefSeq and is a predicted model, not a curated record.
GUGAAAUCUUUGCUCCACAUCCAGGUGGAUGCAUUACAAGACACGCAACUGCGCCGAGCAGAGAAGAACAAAAGCGGGGCUAGGCUGAGCUCGCUCGAUAAAUGGGAGUGGCGGUGGCACAGUUCACGCUGACAGCCAGUGAGCGGAAGAUUUGUAAUCUCUGUCACAGAGCUGCUGUGCCAUUGCCCUCCGCGAGGAAGCUGCCGCCAGAGGAGUCACUGAGGCGACAAACUGGGGAUUGUCCCGGGCUGAGUCUUCACAACGAGCCGGGCUCAGAGCCGCCUGCCCCGCACUUGACGCAGCCGCUCUGUACUCAACAUGGCUCCGCUGCAGCCCACUAGGUGAAAUUUUUGCACAUUUUGGUGGCCGAGACGCCGCUUGAAGGACGAAUGACACCGGCUCACCCUAUGAUUUCAUCCUGCUGAAAGCAAUUGCGAGGCACCACAGUUUCUUCAUGGCGUCUCCACAACAGUCAAGAAUUCAGUCGUACCUGGAAAAGAAUAAAAUCGGACCCUUGUUUGAGGAGUUGAUGACCAAAUUGAUAACUGAGACACCAGACCAUCCAAUCCCUUUUCUCAUUGAUCACCUGCAGACCAAGCAAGACAGCCCUGGCAAGCUGCACAGAGCUCUUUCUGGCUCCGCAGCACUGUGGGCACAGAGCUCCCCAGAAAGCAAAAACACUCGAAGGGAGUACAGCAACUAUGAGAAGCCAUGGCAAAUUCACCCAAAGAAACCGAAAAAGUCCAAAAGCGAUCUGGCUGUUUCAAGUAUCUCUCCUCCUUCACCAGAAUCCAAGUCUUUGCCACGGUCAGUCGAGUACCCAUCCUGGGACUGGAGGGAGAGUCGGGACUUUGAUGAGCUCAACCACAUUUUGCAAGAGAGCAAGAAGCUGGGCAAGGCCCUGGAGAGCCUGUCGCGUAGCAUUGCCAUCUCUGAUGAGCUCGACCAGAACCUGGGAGGCUAUAACUCAGUGUUGCGCCCUCGGGUGGUGGGGGAGUGGGUUGGUCGUGAGGAAGAGGACGCAGACCCACUCGCUGCUGAAAUGCUGCACCCCCCUGUCCCUCGGGCCAAAACUGAAGUUUGUAGGAGUGGAGACAGCAGCCCUGCUGGGAGCCUGAAGAUGGAAACAAAGAGCAAAGGGCUAAAGGAACAGCAGCAGCAUCAUAAGAAGCUCCUGGCAGCCAUGUUGUCCCAGGACUCCUUUGAUUCAGUCCACAGCCCAGCCCCCUCCGUUGCAGAGGAAGAGAUGGAAGACGAGGACGAUGCCAUGGAGCUUCUGGAGGACCUGGAUGACCUGCGAAUGGAGGGUGUGACAGGCUUGGCUCCAUCCGGCAGUAAAUUUAGCCAGGGACGCAGCUUCUAUCAGCCUGAACCGCAGGCCAAAGUUACUCUCAACAUCUGCUCUAGGUGUGCCAGGUUGCAGGGGGACAGUCUAUCAGACAGUAGAUCUGAAGAGGAGCACAGGCCUACCACAUCUGAACAAGCUGUACCUGACAUCUCCUCUCCAUUGCCUGGGGUGGACACAGUGGCAGGACGGUUACAGGAAUGCGAGGCCUUGUCUCAAGUGUCAGUCUCUCGUCAGGAUGUCUGGGAGGCUGAUCUGAAGGCUGCGAGAGGUGGGAUCUCUGUCGGGCAGAAGGGCCUGCUACUGGACGACUCCCUCUUUUCUAAGGAGCUGGAGAACAUGGGCAAGCAACUCGCUGAGGUUGAGAAGGAUCUGGCCAAGCUGGCAGAAGUAGGGAAGAUGACCACUCGGAGCUCUAAUAAUCUGCACAGUAGUCUGCUCCACACUCCUCUGCACCACAGAACACUACCCGACACACUUCCUCUACCCAGUCUGGUUUCCAGGCCCCAGUCUCCAGCUGGAAGCCUUCCAGGAAAGCCUUGUGGUGUGGGUUUCAGUUUGCUCAGCCCCAAGCCCACCUCCUUGGUCAUGGGUCGGACUCAAUCUCCCAGAACACCCAGCAGGCCUCUGACUCCAAAUAGUUUACUGACACGCUCCACCUUUAACCCUGGAUCUCAUAAAGAGGUGACCUUCAGGAGGUCGCGGAGCCGCCCUGUGACGCCCACAGGUCAGCCCACACAUCCCCGACCACUGCUCACCCCUCCUGGACUAAGCACUACAGACAGCCUUGGUGCCAGCUUACGGGCCUAUCUGUCAGAGGACGAGUUUUACCAGCAGUUACAGGCCAUCAGACAGCCCUGGCAUAUUCCCAGUGACACAGACAGUGACAUCCUGGAGCCUCCUGAACAGGAUAAGAGUUGUGCAAGAGAUGCCAAUAAGAGAUCCGUGUUUUCAGGCCUAUAGUGAUGAAGACCAGAGACAUUGAUCCAAUCAAACUAUUAUGCAAACCACUGGAAAUUUUGAAUAUGUGUACAGAAUCAAUUAUUUUUAUAAUUCAUAUGAGUGAAAAAAAAGAUUAUAUACUUUUUUUCACAGAUAUUUCAUAGACAUUGUACUGUAACUCUAUGAUAACAUGUGAAAAUAUUACUUCAGAGUAUGAAAUACAACAUUUAUUUUUGUUUGCUCUAUAGCAUGCUAUUGAACUUCCAUGUGGAGUCUAGAAACAGAUGCAUUUAGUUGUUGGCAGACUCUUUCUAUGCCUAGCUCAUAUUCACGUUGUGAGGGCAGCACACCCAUGUUAAGAAAACAUUUACUGAUAUGCACUGUUAAAAGAUGUAGUGUUUUUCAAAUAACAAAUACGCAAGUCAUGGGGGAAUACAAGGAAUGCCGUUAUCUUAAUUAAAAUGAUUUGGUGCACAUGUCCCAAUUCUGUUUAUGUGCUUCCUUUUGUAUUUAAAAAAUUCUGAAUUUCAAUGUGCAAACACUAACAGAGGAGUUAAACUGUGGAGCUGUAGAAAUCUAUCCUGACCAUUACUACAUUGCUCGUGUGUGUUUGCCUGGGCAUGUUUUGGUUAAAGUGUGGUUGUCUGAGUGUUACACAUGCAACGUCAGCACUAGAGACACACACCAUGGACACACUCUCCAACCUGACACAGUCUGAUCCCUCCAUUCGAACCCUACUCAGUUUUGUGGUAUGUUACACCCUGCCAUGCCAACUUUUGGCUUUUUCUGUCUCUUUUGAUGUGGUCAACAAUCUACUCAAAUCUCCUGUCUCAUUUCUUUGAGGGUGAUUCCUGUAAAAGGAUGUGUGAGAGGACUAAUCACUUAAAAUCCCAUCCCGUAAAACAUGUUAUGUGGAUUAAUGUCCAGUGUAUUUCAGCACAUUUAUUGCUCAUUUGAAAGAAUGUGGUUUUGAAAGAUCUGUGGAAGAAUUUGAGGACAUGGCAUAACCGAGUCAAAUCUGUGCCUUGAUAUAAUCUUUAUAUCACUAUAAACAAUAUUUUCCUGUCAGAAAAGGGAAAUGACUUGCAUUGCAUAUAGCAAUUCUCCUACUUCAUGUUACAUUUCCACUUUGUUGGAGGGGAGUUCAGAGUGUGAUCACUAUCUGUUCUCACCAGCAUGCUAUCUUCGUUUAUACUCUUCUGGAACUUCUUUGAGUUCAUAUGUCUCCUCCAGUCUUUCAGUUGUUAUGUCAGCAUAAUAUCAAGGCAUGAGGAGUUCUGAAAUAAGGCAAGACAGUUUGUGAGAUUAAGACUUCAAUUACUGCCAAAGAUUUAACACAAAGACAGCGCUCUGAUGCUUUCCCUCCCUCUGUGUAUCUGUAAAUGCCUCAGUGCGAAACAACUUAUAAAGCUGAAAUGGUGGCAACAUUACUGAUACCUUUUCUUUGUAUAGUAUCUUAUUAUAGCCAUAGGACUUCUUUAUGAUUAUUCCAAAGAUGAUCGUGAUUGUUAAUUUUACACUGCAUAUAUAAUCAUUUAGUUAAAACUGCACAAUAUCAGUCAUGUAUGCAAUGUUAUUAAGAAUCAGAGUUUCAUAGUUUCAUAUUAUUAAUACCAUCUCUCUGGAGCAUGAAACCUCUAUCUUUAAAAGUAUGUUUUAUGUGCAGGCUUUAUACACCAGGCCCAUUCAAAGCAACUGCAAAGGCCACCCAGGAAUAGCGGCAGACAUCACUGUACUUACUGGGAGAUCCAGACCACCAUCAAUGGUCAGCAGGCUGACCAAGGUCUUAAUUUACAACUGAACAGACUGGGAUUUAUCCUAACAUACAGCACAAAUAAAAUCUAUGGUGGAAGGGAGGUAUGCUUUGAAGGCAUAUAAAGUCAGUAUCACUCGCUGCCUCAAAUGUUCCAGUAUGGUGAGAAUAUGUUAUAUGUGGAAAACUAGCAGUGAGUGUAUGUGAGACUGGGUCUGUGUCAGUGCACACAGAAAGUGUGUGCAGAUUUGUAAAACUGUUGAGCUUUUUGUUAAAAUGAGAGCUGUGAUACUGAGUAAGAAAUAAACCAUAAGGUUUGAAAGUUGGGUUGGAAAUUUAAUAUAUAAUUAAUUACCUUCUAUAGCCUCUUAAAAUGAAGAGGGGUGAGAGGGAAAUGAAGAGCAGGAGGACACAGCGCAUGUACAUACGCCAUGGUAAUAUGUUUUAUUUAACAUUUACUUUAAUAUUCUCAGUUCUUUAAAUACUUUACAUUUUCCAAGAAAAAAAUGCCAUCUCCUGUCAUCUUCCCUUACCAUGUCCAGACCAUUGUUUGUACAUUACAUUCUCUCUCUUUAAUAUUAAAAGAAAGCAAUCUGAAUAAAUAGCUAGUACUUUACGUAAAGCUAUGGUAUCACUAAACUAGCGCAUGUAUAAUUAUGGAAAAGCUCCAUUUUAAAACGUUUUUGUGAGGACUCCUCUACAGAACCAACCGGGUAGGUUUGUGUGGCUGUUUUUUAUGGUAACUGUAAUUCAAAACAUAAUCAACAAUCUGGAUUUUGUUUUCUGUGUUCAUUGAAGUGAAUUUCCUGCUCUCACAGAGCUAAUGAAAUCAGCCUCCACUGUUAUUUAACUGUUAACUUCAUCAAGGCUGUCAUCAACAUGAAAGUUACCUUGUUGCUCUGUGCUGUCAUUUCAAGCCAUGUUCUGCCCCACUAAAGAAAUUCACUUUGUUUUACAAUAUUUAUAGUAAUAAACAUUUAUAGUUGCAGUAGAAGCUAAAAUAAACAGUCUGACCCCUGUCAUUGUGUGCAUAGCAGAUCAUGAGUUCACAUCUUGUUGACAGCACAGAGUUCAUGUUCACAGCCAGUAUUGAGCUGUUCUGCUCCAUUGGAACAAAGGGUGUACAAUUACCCCAAUCUUGGACAUGUAUUUUGGUAACCUCAUAGUAUUUUGGGAGUUGAUGAUUAAUAAGAAACAUCAAAGAAAAACAUGCAGCCUUAUUUCAGCCAGAUUUCAGCCCUAUAUGAUGUUUAAAAUCAUGCUCUCUUCCAUGGUUUGUCUAAACCUUUUAAAAAUCGAUGGUCAAAGUGGGAAACAGACCCAGGGUCUGAGGUUGGCAGUGAGCAUGACAAUGAAGAGGAUGUGUUGUCUUAUUCAUUGCCAUGUGGGAUUUAUUAUUGAAUGCUAACAAAAUAAUAAUUAAAAUUUUCCUAAAAUUCUUAGGCGUUCAAAUAUUGUCAUGAUU